AUUGCCCCUCACUAGUCUUGUCAAUGUCGAAAUAUUGAGGUCUGAAAACUCUCCUCAAUGCCGAGUUUGACUCCAGCAUGGAUAUCUCGUCGUCUCAUCCUUCAAGGACAGGCCGCGUGCCCACGUUCUCAUGAAGUAUUCGACGCAGACGUCUUGCGAGUGCGAACACCGGCACGGCGGGGGCUGAUGCAGACACGGAGGACGAACCCGCAAACGAGGAAGACCUCACGGUGGCAUCCGCGAUCGAUAGAACUUCAUGAACCCGGGCCGCCGCGAGGCCUCUCAACGUCACGCAUCCCAGUACAGGAAUCGCAUACUCUGAGUGCCUGGUCAAAUCAGACGUGCACACGAUCCCCCUGAACAUCUUCCGUGCCAAUCGACUUAGGACACUCAAGCCUCUCGCCCUCUACCUGAUGCCUAGGAUCCAUGUCUGAAGAUCACCAGCACAAGUGGCAGAAGCUCUUCUUGGACGGCUCCGGGGCUGUCCGUCACCGGUACAAGUACGUCGUCUUGGACUCGUCGGAGAGGCUAUAUGCAUUCGGUCAGUGCCUGACGCCUCAGCUGGCGCAUCUGGAGCUCGAGUACAACGCUUACGAGGGCGAACACGACUUGCUGAGACACCGGGAAGUAGCAUUCCCUCUCUUGACGUCCUUAAAAGUCCAUCGAUAUCGAGCCAUCAACAAUCCUUAGACCCAGGCUGUCGCGAGUACAAGCAUAGCCGGCUCCACUGCGUCUAUCAUGACCUCCCCCUUUUACGGAUCACUCAAGCAAGACCAUUGACGAUGUGAACUUCCGAGCUGUUGAUGACUUUGGCCGCUUGCUAUCUGAGCUCGACCCCCUGCGCACGCUCAAGGCAUUUCUGCACUACGGAUAUACUCCCCGAUCGAGGCUUACCCAACCGCGCAUUCGGCCUUGGACCCUCGAGCGAGGGAAGACGCCGAUAGGUCUACUGCUGCCCUGCACAGAGCGACAAGUGUUCUCUCUCGGGCGGUGGGCGAUGCGAUCAGGCAUACCUGCUUCAGCCGCGAGAUAUAGACGGGUAUGACUGGUUCGUUUUUAGCGUGGCGGAUCGGAGACCAGACUCGAGGUGCGAUGCGAGGGGAACGUGUGGAGCUGCAGUUGC
Dichomitus squalens LYAD-421 SS1 is the source of this 1123-nucleotide messenger RNA. RefSeq lists its product as uncharacterized. The record is from RefSeq and is a predicted model, not a curated record. Bases 427 to 690 code for a protein of 87 amino acids. The transcript is spliced from 4 exons. Lineage: Eukaryota; Fungi; Basidiomycota; Agaricomycetes; Polyporales; Polyporaceae.